This is a messenger RNA of Pyricularia grisea, 1460 nucleotides long. RefSeq lists its product as uncharacterized. Gene Ontology annotation, biological process: lipid droplet organization; lipid storage; phospholipid biosynthetic process. The record is from RefSeq and is a predicted model, not a curated record. The transcript is spliced from 2 exons. NCBI's taxonomy places the organism in Eukaryota, Fungi, Ascomycota, Sordariomycetes, Magnaporthales, Pyriculariaceae. Bases 217 to 1293 code for a protein of 358 amino acids. Gene Ontology annotation, cellular component: endoplasmic reticulum membrane.
CUUGUACAGUAAAAACUUGAAUCGCGACAUUCGUUUUAUAAUUUUGCCAACCAAAGGAGCACACAAUACAGCUAAAGCAGCAUAAAAAAGCUUUACUCAAACAGCUCUGCAUCGGGCACUAAAAGUAAUAAUACCGCUUCGAUCCCAUCCAUCUGUCUCAUUGUCUAGUCCCUCAUCCCACAAAAAGGUCGGAACACAAAAAACAAAACACCCACAAUGACAGACUCACCCAUCAGUCGCAAACGGCCAAACAGCACCGUCAGCACCCCGAUCUCCCCGACGGCCGACUCUCUUCACUCGCCGUCCUCGAGCCGCUCGUCCCCUUCUUCUUCCUCAUCCUCCUCAUCUCGACACCCGCCUUACCUCCCGACACGACUCGAAACCUACGUGCUGGCGCUCUACCCGACGCUCCUCGUCUUCGGCUCUGCGUUCGCCCUGCUCUCGCCGGCCGUGCGGUCCGCAAAGUACGACCCGGCCGCGCAGGCGCACGUGCAGGACUCGACGGCGCCGUCGUACUUUGCGCGCAAGGACAACGUCUUCAACGUGCUGUUUGUGAAGCGCGGCUGGGCGUGGAUCACGGGGGCGUUUUUGACCUUUUUGGUCACGCACCAGGGCAUCGCACCCCCCACCGCGACGUGGGCCGCAAAGGCCAGGGCCGCGCUGCGCUGGGCGCUCGUCACGGGCUGGUGGGUCCUCGUCACGCAGUGGUGCUUCGGCCCGCCCCUCAUCGACCGCGGGUUCCGCUACACGGGCGGCAAGUGCGAGGCGGCCGAGGCGGCGGUCGCGCAGGACGGAGUGGUGGGUUCCGCGGCAAAGGACGUCUUCAGCGCGGCGGCGUGUCGUGCCGCGGGCGGCAGGUGGAGCGGUGGGCAUGACAUCUCGGGCCACGUGUUCCUGCUCGUCCUGGGCAGCUUCUUUCUCGUGCAGGAGGUCGGCUGGGUGGUGAUUCGCUGGCGCGCAAGGGGGUGGGAGCUGCGCGGCAAGGAUCCCAGGACCGUGGUCAUGGUGGACGGCGCCGUCAAGAGCGCAGACGUCGAGGCCGAGGACCUCUGGGAGAAGUCGCUGCUCGGUCCGCAGGAGGGCUGGUUGGACGUGCUCGGCUUGGGGGGAAAGGUUGCGCUGGGUGUUGUGGGGUUGAGCCUUUGGAUGCUCCUCAUGACUGCUAUUUUCUUCCAUACGUGGUUUGAGAAGCUUACUGGUCUACUGGUCGCUUUAAUCGGCAUCUAUGGAGUCUACUUUGUGCCGAGAUUCGUCCCUGGUCUCAGGGGCAUCGUUGGCAUGCCUGGAAUAUGACCAUGGGGUUUUUUAUGGAUGGUGCUUGGCAGGUGGAGUUUGGGGGCAAGCCGGAUUUUAAUUUGAGACCGUGAUCAAUUAAGCAUAAAGGCCACGGUUUGUUAGUUUUAAUGAAAUGGCGGUUUGGCUUUUGACAGGUCAGCGGUAGACAUUGAAUUCGAAGAUAU